UCCCACUGCCGGGGCCGCUCCCCCCGCGCCGGAGGCCGGAGCCCCGGUCGGGGCCGGCCGGGCGGUGCUGGGCUGUCCGCUCCGCUCCCGCUCCCGCUCCCGGUCCCGCUCCGCUCCCCACAGCGAUGGGCUCCGGGCGCCGCCGCUCGCCCCUGCCCGCGCUGCUGGUGCUGCUGGUGCUGCUGGUGCUGCUGGUGCUGCCGCCCGCGGCGUGGAGUGACUGUGGGCCGUUGCCAACCAUAAGCCACGCGGAGCCCCCAGAGGACUCUAAGCAUCAGGGAAGCUUCAGCGUCGGCUCCAGAAUAACGUACAGUUGCCAUAGGGGUUACAUUAAACGCCCCUUGCUGUCAGAUACGAUACAGUGCCUUACAAACUCCCAGUGGUCCAACCUCCCGGAGUUCUGUGGCCGUAGCUGUCUCAGCCCACCACGUGUGCACUUCGCUAGAAUAUCGCAAGAAGAUGAAAUAAAGAAUUUUUAUGCUGUUAACGUCACCGUGAAAUAUAAUUGUCGCCCAGGCUACGAGAAUACCACGGCCCAGCUCCCCACCAGCAUGUGUCUCGAUGAUUUAAGCUGGUCAGAAGUUCCCGAGCUGUGUCGGAGGAAAUCUUGUGGUAUUCCAGAAAAUCCAGAAUAUGGCAAAGUUAUUACAAGUGAUCACCUGUUCGGUGCAAGGGCAGAGGUGGUCUGUAACCGUGGGUACACGUUGAAGGGAGCGUCACGGAUCAUCCGUUGUUCCAUAAGGGGAAGUGAAGUGGGCUGGAGCCAGCUUCCCACUUGUCAGGCUAUUUCUUGUUCUCCACCUCCAGCUAUUCGCAAUGGGACGCAUAACAGCAGCGGUACAGAGGAGUUCACGUACAACUCGGUGGUGAUGUACACGUGUGAGCCUGGGCUCCAGCUUGUGGGAAAUGAAACUCUUCAUUGUACAACAGAAAACCAGGUCGAUGGCGUCUGGAGCGGGUCUCCUCCCGAAUGCAGGGUUAGCACUACAGCAGCGACAAACCAAACUAAACCCUCGGAAGAGAAGAUAGGAGGGAAUCCUUACUGGCUAGUGAGUAUCCUCAUCCCAAGUUGCAUUGUUCUCCUAGUAGCCCUUGGAAUUCUAGCUGGGAUCAUCAUGAGGUGCAACGACAAUAAAAUCCAGUCUUACGAUAUGGGUUUACAAAAGCACGAGAUGAAGGGAAGGGAUCCACCAACACAUCCAAAAGGACCAGAUGAUGAGAAGCAGCCCUUGCCGUGGCAUUCCUAUUUUUGCCACACAACGAGUUGCCACGUGUGUCCCACCUGCGAGGAGCAGCUGCACGCCGCCCUGGCCCCCCACGCCGAGCCCCCGCACCGCGGCUGUGCCGCCUGCGAGGACUGGCUGAGCGCCCAGCCCGGCACGCCGCGCACCUACUCGGUCCCCAGCAUCGGCGGCAGGGACAGCCAGAGCCCAGCGGGCACGAGCUCUCCUGCCCAGGCUGCAGAGGUGCUGGGGGGUGACGGCACAGGAGAAGCUGUUUCGGAGUGGAGCAAGGUGGAGCAGCCCUCGAACCGUGAAAGAGGGACUCAACAUAGGACCUCAGUGAUGCUUCUCCACAGCAGCCACCACAUCUGCCCCAUCUGUGAGAACUGGCUGCGCGCCCACCUUGGCCAGUGUGACAGUGCAACACCUGGGGGGCGGCCGGGGGGGCCCCGCCGGCAGGACGAGAGCCCAUGGGGUCCCGUCUGCCCCCCCUGCACCGACCGGCUGCACAUCUCCCUUGUCCACAGCGACAGGGCGAGCUGCCCCGUGUGUCCCCUGGCCGGCGAGGGGACCCUGGCUCACCUUGUCUCCCACUGCACCCCCAGCUGCCACGUCUGCCCCGUCUGCGCGGUGCCCACCCACGCACACCUGUGCCAGCCCCAGCACCCAGCACCCAACGCUCAGGGGUUAUUAACCCUUUCGUGCCAGGGGCCGGGCCGGAGAGCUUUACCCCGCGCUGCCGGGGGGAGCGGGGGGAGCCCCCAGCCCAGCACCAGCCGCCUCUUUUGCUCUUUCCCUGUUGUCAAGCGGCGUCGUUCCUUACCCAGUAACGGAGGGAGCGGCCCCGGGAGCCCAGCCCCACCGCGGCAGCGGAGGCAUCAAAGAAGCGGGGGCUGGCCCGGCCCCUGCCCGCCCCGGAAAGGGCCGUGCUGCGGCUCAGGGCUGCAUCUGGCAUCCGCGCCGGCGUCCGCACCCGCACCCGCACCGGGACCCGCACCGGGCGCAGCCAUGACGCUGCUCUGGCUCUGCGCGGUGCUGCUGGCGCUGCCUGGCGCCUGGGGUGAGUGUGGGCAGCCACCCCGGUUUGCCUUCGCGGAGCCCCCCGUGCCCCUGGAGCCGCCCUACGCCGUCGGGGCCACGCUGAGGUACAGCUGCCGCCCGGGGUACACGAUGGCCAGGGGCAAGUCCCCCGUGGUCACCUGUGGCCCCAACUCCCUCUGGUCAUGGGACCCUGACUUCUGCAUCGGAAAGUCAUGUGGUCCACCGGACAUCAUGAACGGCAAAUUUGACUACACGACCGACCUCUUGUUCGGGGCGAUGAUAACCUUCACCUGUAACUCAGGGUACCGAUUAGUUGGGGCAUCAUCUGCGCAAUGUGUACUUGACGGCAAUGAAGUUUCUUGGAGCAGCAUUCCACACUGUGACAUUAUUCCCUGUUUACCACCUCCUGAGAUCAAGAAUGGGCAGCUCACCGAUGGGGACAGAGAUUUCACCUUUGGCAUGGUUGUAACCUACAGAUGUAACCAGGGUUUUUCUCUUAUUGGAAAUGAGACAAUUCACUGUACGACAAAUGAUAACCUUAAUGGAAUAUGGAGCAGUCCAGCCCCUGAAUGCAAAGUGGUCAAAUGUAAAAAUCCAGAAGUGAAAAAUGGGAAAAGGUUAUCCGGCUUUGGCACUGAGCACACGUACAAAAAUACGGUGGUCUUUGAGUGUAAUCCUGGUCAUGUAUUAAAUGGUAGCAAUAUAGUGACUUGUGAAGCAGACAGUACCUGGAAGCCACCUCUGCCAACAUGUGACCCAGUGUGUGGUCCUGCUCCACACUUCUCUUUCGCUGAGUUAACAAGUAUUGUGGGUGACAGCUCUCUUGCUGGAACUGAAUUGAGAUAUCAGUGUAAACCGGGUUAUGACACGGCAAGUGGAAAGUCAUCUGUUGUCACUUGUCUGAGUAAUGGAACUUGGUCUGCAGAGCCAGACUUCUGUAUACGACAGCAAUGCACUCAUCUCACAUUAGCAAACGGGGCUGUGAUUGCAGCCAAUUUCCUGUUUGAGACCGUUGUGACAUUCAUAUGUGAGCCUGGGUAUGAAUUAAAGGGGUCGUCUUCUGCCAAAUGUGUGGUAUCCGGGAACGGAGUUGAUUGGGAUACAGCACCUCCUCGCUGUGAAAUUAGGAGCACUACUCAUCCACCCUUGCCGACAUUCCCCAGCAUUCUCUGUGAAGAGCCCCCCACAAUUGACAACGGGAUGCACAAUGGCACGAAGGGCACACGCUUUGUCCAUGGCUCAGUGGUAGUCUAUGAAUGCAAGGAUGGCUUCACCCUUGCUGGACCAGCUUCUAUUCACUGUAAAGCAGAUCAGCAAUACCCUGGAGUCUGGAGCAAACCUACCCCUGAAUGCAGAGGUGACUUACCUCCUGUGCCUAGUCUUGCUGCCUCCUCUCUGUCUCCACUCUUGCCGACAUUCCCCAGCAUUCUCUGUGAAGAGCCCCCCACAAUUGACAACGGGAUGCACAAUGGCACGAAGGGCACACGCUUUGUCCAUGGCUCAGUGGUAGUCUAUAAAUGCAAGGAUGGCUUCACCCUGGCUGGACCAGCUUCUGUUCACUGUAAAGCAGAUCAGCAGUACCCUGGAGUCUGGAGCAAACCUACCCCUGAAUGCAGAGGUGGAGCGAACAUGAUCAUUGCUGGAAUCUUCCCCCUCCUCCUGGCAAUGCUGAUUAUGAACCUCUAGAUUAGGGAACAGGCACAGUGGCGAGGCACCUGUAGACCUGUUGGACUUGAUCACACUGAUCUCAGUGCUCUGCUUUUCCAUCCUGUGAAAUUGGCCUUGAAGCAGCAAUCAACAGACCUUGGAUGACAAAGCCCAGACCCUGCGCUACUGCCUGGGAAGCACUUGCACUUUGGCUGCAGCUGCAGCAGCUGCACGCUGUGUUGGACACACAACUCAUGCGCAGGGAUGGGGUGGGAUGGGAUAGGAUGGGAUGGGUUAGGAUGGGAUGCUUUCUGCCACCCAGCUAAGAAUGCUGUUCAGAAAUCAAGUGCAGUUAUCCUCAUGUUAAAUCGUAGCGAUGCCAAAAACCUUCACGCUGCAGUAGAGAAGGCUCAGGAAAACCCUGCGCUUCGGGUACCUCCACGUGUUCAGUUUCUCAGCCCCAUGAAGCUCGUGUUGUGCCUGGUCCUGAUCAGGAUCCAGGUGUUUCUUAAGUGCCUUGAGGUGGAAAGUGCUGCUGCUGCUGCUGAGAGGAUUAAAGGUGAAUGUCUUCAUGUGAGUGAUACAUACUUAUAAAAAUUGUCUGACAGAAAUGGGAUGUGUAAGCUGGGUGUUACCUGUGAGAACUGAAAGCAUUGAAAAUGUUCACAGAAAACCACAGAUGUAGCCGUUACUUCGAGGUGAGCCUGAACCAUUGUGCAAAUAGCAAUCCUUACAGACCAGUAAUUUUACCAGAGAGAAAAAAAUUUAAAAGUGUUAUUACAAAGAAUUGCUAUUCUGAGUCUUCCUGUACGUACUAAAAUUGGUUUUAAACUUCAGCUGAAGAUCUUGCCCUGGCACUUAUCUGCAUCACGCUGAGGCUUUUCCGUGAGUACUUUGCGGAAACACCCUUCCUGUCUCCGCAGUGACUCAACGCUUCUCUAGAAGUGCCGAAGCCUUCAGGGGGCUGACAGCCCCUGGAGGGACCCAGCUGAGUGGGUGCUUGGGGGCAACAGAGCUUGUCCACAAGCAGAUGGUGCCUGUGCCGAAUGCAGAACUUGCAGCUGUCUCGGCAGAUGCCACCAAACAUCAGAAAGUUGCUGCUUGUGAACCUUUUCACUUUCUGCUCAAAUGCCACCUGCCUGGGGUGGCUCUGAUGCAGGGAGUCCCUGUCUGAAUUUGCACUUAAAAGACUUUUUCCAGGUGGUGCUGUGCACCCCUAGUCCCACUGCAGGAUCCCACUGGGAUGCCCCGGGGCUGCUGUGAUGCUGGGGAGGAAAAGCAGGUUUUUGGCCUCUCACUGCGCUGGCAGCAGCACUGGUGGGUGGCUGCACCCAAAGCAGGUGCAGGUGCACAUCAAACCAAAGCCUUCCUUUACUCCUCCGUGGCGAAGAGGACGCAAACCCCACAUCUUUUGUGUGCUUUGUUUCUAUCCUGUCUCACCUGACCUAGCUGGUUGUUGUGUUGGGGAUGUUUGCGAGGGUAGGGAGAGGGGAAGUGCCUUGUCCCAACUCGAGUCAGGCUUUGGCAGUGCCAUGAGGACAGCUCAGAUCAUGGCAUCUCCCUCACGUUGUCUAAACCAAAGUGCCCUUGAUUUGUUUGGUUGAUAGAAAGCAUGCAUUGUGGUGUUAGCUUCCUUUCCUGGUUUUAACUCCAUGCUAAAUGAGCACUUAAUAUGCUAAAGAGAUAUGUAGCAUCUUGUAAAAUAAAGUCAAGAUUUGCAGGUUUCCUGGGAAUCCCGUUUAUCAGGGAAAAAAAAACUGUGAUGGGAUUUAAACUUGUUCAGCCUGAAUCCAGCUUGAGACAAUAGGCCCUUUAGCUGCUGGUGAAGCAAGAUUUUGAGGUUUGGGGGUUCGUCUGAUGCAGAGGUGCAUCGCCCGUCUGGGAGCUUCUUGUGAUGCGCAGUUGGGAACGGAAAGUAUUUGAAAUGUGCCUACCACAUACUUUUUGUUUCUGCAUUUUUAACCAGUGCUUUCCUGUUAAUAGGAACAUGCAUCUAAUUAAAGGGGAAAACACAAACAGCCAUUUCCAUCAACACGUUAGUCUUGUUCGGAAUAGACCCACAAAGUUCUCCCUUCCCAGCAGAGUGCGGUCCUGCUCAGCUGCCCCUGGGGCACCCUGAGGUGCUGGGUUGGGAAGCCAGUCUUGCAGAACAAGCACUUGCAGAUUGCUCAUUAUUUUUAUCUAUCUCUUACCGUAAGCCACGUGAGUGACUAGAUGAACAAAACACAAACGUAAAGCCUUGUACCAUAGUGUUGGGUUCGGUUUUGUUAUUUUAAUCCAGGCACAAUUGUUCCUACUGCAUAGUCCAGGGUGGUUUUUCCAAAAGUUUUAACACCUGAUUUGGGAUCGGCUUGAAACGACCUCCCCGCAACCGAAUGAAAGGAACCGUGAGUGCUGUGAUGUAGCUUACAGGUACGGUCACCAAAACUGACUUGAAGAGGACUUAUCUGUAGUGUUUGUAAUUGAGUUGUAUGUAAUUUUACUUUAUAAUCUCAGUGUAACGAUCAAGUGCAAUUCCAAAUUGUGAAGUGUAAAUCUUGGAUGUGUAAAUAUCGGAAGCUCUUUGUCAAUAAAAGGGAUAAAAGGC
Falco peregrinus (peregrine falcon) is the source of this 6498-nucleotide messenger RNA. RefSeq names its product complement C3b/C4b receptor 1 like (gene CR1L). NCBI's taxonomy places the organism in Eukaryota, Metazoa, Chordata, Aves, Falconiformes, Falconidae. The coding region runs from base 126 to 3950 and encodes 1274 amino acids. The record is from RefSeq and is a predicted model, not a curated record. The transcript is spliced from 26 exons.